AUUAAAUCGAAACGAGUAGCCGUCGGUCGGCCCGAGCGCGCUCGCCUCGCUAUUCGAAUCCUCGAUCCUCGGCAGGGGAGGGAGAGAGAGCGGAUCGUAUGUCGCGGAGCGGCGGCGGCGGCGGCCGCACGAUACGGGUGUUGAAUGUGGCGGAGAAGCCGUCGGUCGCGAAGGCGGUCGCGGAAAUCCUGUCGCGCCGCAGCGGAGGGAUGCGCUCGCGGGAGGGGCGGUCGCGGUUCAACCGGGUAUUCGAGUUCGAGUAUGCCAUCGGUUCCCAAGUUUGCCAUAUGCUGGUCACCUCCGUCACCGGCCACCUCAUGGAACUGGAGUUCGAAGAUCGCUUCCGCAAGUGGCAUUCUUGCGACCCCGUCGACCUUUACAACGCCCCCGUUCGCAAGUUCGUCCCUGAGGAUAAGUUGGACAUCAAGAAGACUUUGGAAGAGGAAGCAAGGAAAUGCCAGUGGCUUGUUUUGUGGCUUGAUUGUGAUAGAGAGGGUGAGAAUAUUGCUUUUGAAGUCAUAGAAGUCUGCACUGCUGCAAAUGAUAAUCUCAACAUUUGGAGAGCUCGUUUCUCUGCACUAAUUGAUAGGGAAAUACACUAUUCUGUGCAAAACCUUGCAAGACCUAACAAAUUGUUUUCCGAUGCUGUAGAUGCUAGGCAGGAAAUUGAUCUUCGAAUAGGUGCCUCCUUUACAAGGUUUCAGACUAUGCUAAUAAAAGAUUCAUUUGUUCUUGAUUUUGCUGGUGACGGUAGGAAUCUUGUACUAAGCUAUGGCCCAUGUCAGUUCCCUACUUUGGGUUUUAUUGUGGAAAGAUAUUGGGAGAUACAAUCACAUGAAGCUGAAGAGUUUUGGACAAUUAACUGUUCACAUACUUCUGAUGAGGGAACUGCUAACUUCAAUUGGAUGCGUGUGCAUUUGUUUGACUAUACGAGCGCCGUUAUAAUUUAUGAGAUGUGUGUUGAAGAAUCAACUGCAACUGUCAUCAAUGUCAAACAUCAAGAGAAGCUGAAAUAUCCUCCAUAUCCAUUAAGUACUGUUGAGCUUCAGAAACGUGCCUCCAGAUAUUUUAGAAUGAGUUCUGAGCAUACUAUGAAGAUAGCAGAAGAGCUUUAUCAGGCUGGAUUCAUCAGCUAUCCACGCACUGAGACUGAUGGGUUCUCUGUUAACACAGACUUGCAUGCCAUUGUUGGAGAGCAAGUAGGUCAUCCGAAUUGGGGUUCAUAUGCUCAAAGACUUUUGGACUUUGAGGCUAGGCUUUGGAGAAACCCUAGUAGUGGUGGGCAUGAUGACAAGGCUCAUCCUCCUAUUCAUCCAACAAAAUUUUCUGCUGGUGAAACUAGUUGGAGUCAAGAUCAUAAUAGAUUGUAUGAGCUUGUUGUCCGUCACUUUCUUGCAUGUGUUUCACAACCUGCAGUAGGUGCUGAAACUUCUGUUGAAAUUGACAUUGCUGGUGAACAGUUUGUUGCUUCAGGACGUGUUAUAAUUUCUAAAAAUUACUUGGAUGUUUAUCGAUUUGAAUCUUGGGGAGGGAAUAUACUUCCUACUUACACAAUUGGCCAACAGUUUGUUCCAACCAGUUUGACUCUUGAUUCGGGAGUGACUAGACCACCGCCUCUUCUAAGUGAAGCUGAUCUACUCAGCUGUAUGGACAAGGCUGGAAUUGGCACAGAUGCAACAAUGCAUGAACAUAUUAAAAAGUUGCUUGAUCGGCAUUAUGCAACAAAAGAUUCAAAUACUCGUUUCUCACCAACAAAUCUGGGCGAAGCAUUAGUGAUGGGCUAUGAUGAGAUGGGAUAUGAACUUUGGAAACCCUAUCUCAGAGCAAUGAUGGAAUGUGAUAUGAAAGCAGUAAGCAUAGGUACAAAGAGGAAAUCUGAGGUUUUAGAGAGCUGCUUACAACAGAUGAAAGCUUGCUUUAUAGAUGUGCGUCUGGCUACUUGUCACAUCUUAUCUUAAUGCUUUCUAAUUACAUUAUUCUACAGUAGGAUAUACCAUUAUAUUCAGGAGAUCAUUGAACUUGUGUUAAAAUAUUUCACCAUGUUUAUUUGUAUACUGUUAUUCUUCUAGUCAACUUUAUAAAAAAAAUCUCAACAAGUUGCUAUUGUGGGUGACACUUUCCCUAAAUAUUUUGUUUUUGUGUUUGCUUUUCUGAAAAGGCAUCCCAUAUUCAAUUGAACUAUUUAGAAGAUUUUAUACAGAUAAAUCAUAAAUAUCUUUUAAAGGACCAUAACUUACCUAAAUUGAGUCUUUAUGCAUUGUAGAACAUUAUUCCUUAUUGGAAUCAAAAUGAUUGCAUUGGUAUUUAAGAUUCAUAUAUGAUGUCAACGAACCAUGCAAAACAGAUUAUGCUAAUGGGAUGUUUUGUAAUCCAAGAUUCUUUAAGGUAGUUUUGACUCAUAAGAUGGUUAAGAAUCACAUCUGAGAAACAAGAGACCAUACAAGAGCGGUUUUAGUUGAUGGAAGGUUCCUAACAAUAUUAACUGAACUUUUCAACUAUUUCAUAUUGACCUCAUAGGAAUGUAGGACAGCCACAAUCAAAGCAUUACUUAAUGACAUACUUGAGGAUCUUCAUGUUCUAUUUACUUGGAGAGAAGGAAAUAGGAUUGUAAGUAGUUUAAAUGAGUGAAACUAAAAUAAUUAAAUUAAAUUUUCUUAUUUUUGUUCUAUGCCAUUCAUUUUGUUUGGUUGAAAUUGAAUGGAAGGAAUUUUUAUCACUUUUUAAUCUUGUGUUUAUCGAGGCUCAAAAUUCAUUUUUCCUCUACUUAUAUCUUGUUUGGAUCGAAAUAAAUAAAGAAUUGGAUGGAUUUAAAUUCCAUUGGACUCCAUUUUGACCUUUCUUUCCCCUCCUAAUUCUGCCAAGUAACAUGUCAUAAAACUUUUCUAUUUGUUUCUCAUGUAACAUCAGUUAUUUUUUUAUGUGUCUCAGCUUAUAUAAACCUAUAAAUAUUGGUCCUUGUAUUAUGCAAUUACAUUUUUUUGGCAAAAAUCAAAAUGGUGCCCUACAAUGACAAAAAAGUCAAAUGAGUGCCCCUCACUCACCGUCACUCUCAUGAUUUUAUCCUGAAAAUACC
Messenger RNA from Zingiber officinale, 3073 nucleotides. RefSeq names its product DNA topoisomerase 3-alpha-like. The record is from RefSeq and is a predicted model, not a curated record. Lineage: Eukaryota; Viridiplantae; Streptophyta; Magnoliopsida; Zingiberales; Zingiberaceae. The coding region runs from base 99 to 1958 and encodes 619 amino acids. Gene Ontology annotation, molecular function: DNA binding; DNA topoisomerase type I (single strand cut, ATP-independent) activity. Gene Ontology annotation, biological process: DNA topological change. The transcript is spliced from 15 exons. Gene Ontology annotation, cellular component: nucleus.